Corythoichthys intestinalis (scribbled pipefish) is the source of this 13443-nucleotide messenger RNA. RefSeq names its product retinoid x receptor, beta a (gene rxrba). Lineage: Eukaryota; Metazoa; Chordata; Actinopteri; Syngnathiformes; Syngnathidae. Gene Ontology annotation, cellular component: nucleus. Bases 431 to 1738 code for a protein of 435 amino acids. The record is from RefSeq and is a predicted model, not a curated record. Gene Ontology annotation, biological process: cell differentiation; regulation of transcription by RNA polymerase II; response to retinoic acid. The transcript has 13 exons. Gene Ontology annotation, molecular function: nuclear receptor activity; zinc ion binding; retinoic acid-responsive element binding.
CUCAUCCUAGCGGGGGGAGGGAGGGCUGUCUGCGGGCCAAAGUGAGUGCGUGUGCGCGCGCUGUGGCGGUGGAGGUGGUGAGGGGGGGCCAGACAGACACACGGGGCCUAGUCGGCAACAUCGAUUCAUGCGAGGAAGCUGCAGCCAAAUAGCCGUAUUUUUGGUUCCCGAAAAGCAACUCCGGCCCGGGCCCUAGUCCGCGGUCUCGAGUUUAACGGCGGGCUGUAAACGCGGAGGACUGUGUGCAGCGGCCAGUGAGUCCUGGGGACACCCCUUGCCGUGAAAUUUACCUUGCCGUGAAAUUUAGGACCAUGGGAGACAGUCGAGGUGAGAACCAAGUCACGAUUCACGGAGCCCUGACAGUUCGUCGGUGUCCUCCCCGCCCUCUGGCCAGCGCUCGCCACCUCUCGUACCAGCGGCAGCGGCCUCCAUGACCUCCCUCCCUCCCAUUUCCAGCGCCGGGGUAAACAGCCCAAUCAGUAGCAUUGGUUCCCCGUUUUCGGUCAUCAGCUCCUCGCUCGGCUCCCCUUGCCUGCCUGGUACGCCGUCGGUUGGGUAUGGUCCCAUUAGUAGUCCACAGAUAAACUCCACCGUGUCCAUGUCAGGACUUCACGCGGUUAGCAGCUCCGAUGACGUCAAACCUCCCAUCGGCCUGAAGCUGUCGGCGCACAGCCCAGGCCCGAUGCUUUCCCAGAAACGCCUUUGUUCCAUCUGUGGCGAUCGAUCCUCUGGAAAGCAUUACGGAGUGUAUAGCUGCGAGGGCUGCAAAGGCUUCUUCAAGCGGACGGUGCGCAAAGACCUGACUUACACCUGUCGGGACAACAAGGACUGCAUGGUAGACAAGAGGCAGAGGAACCGCUGCCAGUACUGCCGCUACCAGAAGUGCCUGGCCAUGGGCAUGAAAAGAGAAGUGGCUAAGAUGAACGACAGAUCGGUUCAAGAGGAGCGUCAGAGGAACAAGGAGCGUGAGGGCGAAGUGGAAUCCACCAGCGCGGUCAACGAGGAGAUGCCAGUGGAGAAGAUUUUGGAGGCGGAGAUGGCCGUGGAGCAAAAGACAGAGCUUCAUGCCGACGGAACCUCCGGGGGAAGCUCUCCCAACGACCCCGUGACAAACAUCUGUCAAGCCGCUGACAAGCAGCUCUUCACCCUGGUAGAGUGGGCGAAGAGGAUCCCCCACUUCUCGGAGCUGCCCCUUGACGACCAGGUCAUCUUGCUACGUGCAGGUUGGAACGAACUGCUUAUUGCAUCAUUCUCCCACCGAUCCAUCACAGUGAAGGACGGGAUCUUACUGGCCACUGGCCUUCACGUGCAUCGGAACAGCGCUCACAGCGCCGGCGUCGGAGCCAUCUUUGACAGGGCGCACAAUGCUGAGGUUGGGGCCAUAUUUGACAGGGUUUUGACAGAGCUGGUGAGCAAGAUGCGAGACAUGCAGAUGGACAAAACUGAACUGGGCUGCCUGCGUGCCAUCAUCCUCUUCAAUCCAGAUGCCAAGGGCUUGUCCAACCCGAGCGAGGUGGAGAUGCUGAGAGAAAGGGUGUACGCGUCUCUGGAGACAUACUGCAAGCAGAAAUACCCGGACCAGCAGGGCAGGUUCGCUAAGCUCCUCCUUCGACUGCCGGCGCUGCGCUCCAUCGGCCUGAAGUGUCUGGAGCACCUGUUUUUCUUCAAGCUGAUCGGCGACACACCCAUCGACACUUUCCUAAUGGAGAUGCUGGAGGCCCCUCACCAGCUCACCUAGACGAGCCCAGGCCACGUUGCACACCGGGAGUAGCCGCACGCCACAUGCAGUUGGGCUCGUCGGCCUUCACCUAAAGAAACUGGAGCACCCGCCGGGCCGAAAGUAGCCCUCACACUUUCACACCAACAUAGUUCACCCGCUGCAUUACGCAGAUUUAACUUGCAGAGGCGACACGGUUUUAACAAUUAGCUCAUCUCACCGUCUCUUCGUGUACUCAGUGUUUCACAGCUCAUCCAUAUAAACAGCCGACUAUGAACGUACAUGCGCAUGUAUACGUAUAGCGUAUACAGGCGUGUGUAUAUGCAAACGUAUGAGGGGUAAAUGUCUUAAUGUUGAGUUGGAGCGCCUCUGUAUUUUAGAUCCGCCGAGUUCAUUGAUGGUUUUUAGCUUCCAAUCAGGUGCGUAGCAUUUCAAUCAGCUCUCCGCCGUCACACCAGCGUGUCUCCUUUUCGACUUAAUCCUAAAAUGUAUUAUAUAUGCUUUGUAUUUCCAUUACCGUGCUGAAACUUGUUUUUGGUUUCUAUCUUGAAGUACUGUACUCAUGAAAUGAGAGCUUUUUUGUUUCCAAGGCAUUGAAAUCCAGGAGGGUCUGGGAGCACUUUGAAUGACUAACGUUGUCCUUCCAUCCCCGAUGUGCGCACAGUUGGCUUUGUAAGACAAAAGGAAUGACUUGAAUUUCUCAUUUUUAUGCUUUCUUUUAGAUUUGAUCCCUUUGUUUCUCCUCGAUUCUGACAGUCGCUCGGCAGUUUUGACCAGCUCGCGGGAGUUGAGCGCUUCACGCCAGACUGCUCGGUUUCUAGUUUAUCGUCCGGACGUGGUCAUUUAUGCACUUUUGUGAGUCGUACCUGUGUGAACGUUUCUUCCGAAUGGCCGCCGUCUCUGAGACAAGGUACUUGGCGUCGGCUUUCUCUUAUCCUCGCUGCUGUAUCGAGUAGGAUCAAUAGUGCUUGAACAGGCCCGUUGAGCGAUGACAAUGCUUUAGCCACACAAUGAGAAAGCAUUAAUGCUGAUUAGAUGUUGUAAUCUCGCAAUAUUCUUUCUCCCCUAAUUGAUGACAUCACCGGUCAUGCUGAGAUAAAUGCAACUAAGGACCAGUGUUCGCAUCCCAGGGUUUAGGAUGUGAAUUUGUUCUAUGUGACUACCUGACACUUUGACAUUUUUUUUACAUUAGAUAUGUAAAUAUUAGGACUUUGAAAAAAAUCCCUUUCGCUAGCGGCGCCCACAAACAUUUUAAUAAUUGAUUUUUGUUGUUUUUUUAUGACCCUGUUUUAUCGACUGUGCCCCAAACUGCAGCCUUUGCACCCGCGCUCUUGAUUGGCACUUGACUUUUACUGUGAUUUGUAACCGAGCGCAGCUCCAAAUGUGAUUAGCAGAGUUUGGCAGUACUGCUUUGGAGCAUUUUCCCCUGUCCUGAGGUUUGUUUUAGGCUAAUUGGACAGGGAAUAGGUGCUACAAAUCGAACACAGUCUUGCACAGUUUACCAAUGCGAUCAAUGCACAGUACGCAAGUAAACAGGCAUCAGUUGAGAGUCGGUAAUAGAGAAGUAUUAAGAGUCCAAAUGUGUCCUCUCAAAGAGGAUUUUUGUGCUUGUGUGACUCGGACGCCCGCCGUUAGACGACCUGUCAAACAGGUGCUUUAUUUUUAGUGUUUGGAUAUUCUUCUAUUGCGCGCAAGUUGCAGGAAUGAAGGCAUUGAGUUGCAUUUAGUGAAGGGGUGGGCAAACUAUGAAUCCGCUCGGCUCUCUGAUUACUAAUUAUUACGUUAUCGGUAGUCCUGUUUGUUGCAUUCAUUUUGGUGUUUUUAACAACAUGGAAAUCGCAAGUUUUCCCAGUUAACCUUGUUAUUCGACUUCUCAAGCUGUUAUUAUUAAUGAAUAAGUUGUUAUUUCUUCAUGAUAAUCAUUUAAAGUAGGGGUGCACAAUCCGAAUUUUUUAAACCGCUAUCGAUAACUUCCUGCUCCUCAAAGCCGAUAACGAUAACCAAUAAUAAAUAUAUAAUUUUAAAAUGUAUAUUCACCUGAAUUUUUGAACACCUGGAGGUUAAAAAAACUAGUGGUGGAUUAAACAUAGAUUUGCCUUUGACCUAAGCAGAUUUUUCAGGAUGACGUGAAUAUUAUUAUAAUGAACAAAACAAAGACAAACAGUUUUGACUUCAAAGUGCCCAUAUUUAUUUUUCAAAUAAAUAUAAUUUGAGUCUAUAUCAUUGACGAUGUGUUCCCCUGAACAAUGAGCACUGAACUAAAACAUAAACCAACAAGUAUUGUGCUUUGUCAGCAGAUAAAACAUUUGGUGCAACAGGAGAGGAAACUAUUGUGGUCUUGGUCCAUGAAACAAAUUUUGGACAGCAAGCCUAUCAAUAAUCAAAAGGCCUCUCAAUAACUUGUAAACAUGACACUGGAAAAUGCAAACAUUUGCUAAUUGCCAUAGGUUUAUCAUUCAGUGAUGGAAAAGUAAGACCUCUAGAACAGUAACAAAACUUUGUAUAAACCAAGACAAGGAUUGAAGUAAAGAAAUACAGACACAUAAAUUCAACUGAAAAAAAGAAUGCAUUCAGGCUCUUAACAGUAUAAAAAAUUAAAUAACUGAGGCACUGAAACAAGUUAUAAAUUUAGUGAAAACGCAUUGAUUCCUCAUUAUCAAAAGUAUUGUAGAACAAAAGGCUUCCCUUAUCAUACUGUAAAAACAAUAGCAAGUGAAUCCAUUUCAGCAGCAGCAAGUUACGUGGCUUAUUGGAUGUGUUGUAGCUUGACACUUUUUUUCCUGCCGUGUGGAACUUUAUUACAAAUUGCGAGUGAAGCGUUUUCCACUGACCAUUUGUAGAAAUCCCACACUACCGACGCCAUGUUUGCUGUGAACUAACCAGCUGUGCUGCACACUGCCGUCGCUUGAGCGUUACGUCACAAAAAGGGAGCUCUUGAUUUGUGGUACACCUCACUCUUUCUGAACCACACACAGUCACUGAUACAUUGUAUUGGCAAAACAGGAAUUGAAACAAACGCACACAUCCUAAUCCACCGACAUAGUGCCAAAAAUAUUAUACUGUAUAUUAUCGGGCCUAUUAAAAACGUUAUCGUAUUUAUUGGGAUGACCUCAUAAUUCCUAUUAUCGGACCGAUAAUUAUCGUGUACCUAUGAUUUAAAGGGAUCCACAGAAAGACUUGUAGUUGUUAAAAGGGGAUGGCGUGGCUCAGUGGUAGAGUAGUUGCCCCCCAACCCAGAGGUUGUCGUUUCAAUUCUCUGCCCUGAUGAGCUCACCUAAGUAUCCUUGAGCAAGAUACAGAACCCCAAAUUGCUCCUGGUGCUGCGUCACCAGUAGGUAGAUGGCAAUGUAGUGUAAAGUGCUUUAAGCGCCUUGAAAGGUGGAAAAGCGCUAAACAAGUAAAACAACAUUUACCAAAAGAUAAACGUUAUUAUGAGUUAAAAUAACGUAAUAUUGAAAGCCCUCUUUAUGUUUUCGUUUUUAUACAGUUUGUAACAUUAGUUUAACUAGUUGGUCGCCAUUGUUGUUGACGUCCCAGGGCGGUGCUGUCACAUGCUUACGCUGCUGGGCUUCCAGAGUAUGACUCUAGCAACAUGUCAUCUGCUCAACCCUUUCAGUUUGAACCCGAGAGGAACAUUCAUUAGCAUGACAGCACUGGCAAUAUUUCACAAAACAAGCAGCAAAACCAAAACGGACAGGAAAGACGGGAUGAGACGUGACGAGAGUAGGAGAAAAAAAGCUGUGUUCUGCUAAAAUGUGCUACACCGGCAAAACGUCCUACAAGAGCCAAAUUUGACACCCAAAGUACUACCGUGCGCUUUCAGCUUGUUUUGUUUAGAUACAUACAGACAGAACAUAUUAAAGAUGCCUUAAGAAAAUACUUAUACGUAGUAAUAUCAAAUAAGGGUGGUUUAAAUACGCUACAUGACUAACGUAGUCAACAGAUCAACAAUCUGCUUUAAAGCCACGUCAAGACAACACAAUGCUUAAAGGUAUGAGAGGGAAACACAUGCAAAAUGUAUUUUGAGGCAAUAAAAAGGUAAUAAAGGCCUCAAUAAAAACACAAACAGUACACGCCGCUUUUAACCGGGUAGCACAUGUGUUGGACGUCUCACAGCUUAGAAGGAAUUGCAGUAACUUGGUAGUUUUCGUCGAGUGACGGUGACAAUCUACGUCAUCACCCCAAGCGUCCAUAAAACAAGGUGCCCUACGUAGGUAAAAAACGUACUAAAUAUUAUAGAUUUUUAAAUCAAUGGCAAUAUUUUAUGUAUUUCCAAUAACCUAUUUUAGUAAAAGAGAACAAAAGUCUUUAAGUCAGAGGUUCCCUUUAAUAACUUGUUAUUUGUGUUGUAACCAGUGUUGUAUUUGGCAGCCCUUUUAAUUUUCGUCUUAGUCUUUGGGACGAAAAUACUUAUUAGUCUUAGUCAUAUUAUAGGCAUUUCAAACUGUGUUCGUCUUCGUGUAGUUUUAGUCAACAAAGAGUCAAAUUUCGUCUAGUUUUCGUCGACAAUUCCUCAAAAUGUUUUUGUCAACUUCAAAAGUUUGUCCAUGAAUAAAUCAAUAAAGGUUUCCAAUAAUUUCUAAUAAACAUUGACAGAGGAGCACAUAAUUGUAGAGUGUGCAAGGACAUGACCCUUAUUUGUGUUGAUAAUACACACGUAGCAGGAAAACAGUACAUUAUUUACAAUUAAUGAAACCCACCUGGACGCCUCCAGCUUUCUGUACUAGUUUUUCAAGAGUUUAACAAGAGACUCACCACGCUAAAUGCUAACGCUAUGCUAACGCUACAAGUUACAUUUAGUGUGUGAUGAUCACUCAGCACAGACCUUUAAAGGCUAUAGCAACAUGGCAUAUCAAGCCAAGAUAAGAAAACAAAACUUACCAAGCAGCACCUGGCACAUGUGUUUCACAAAAAUAACCUGGAGUGGACACGCGCUAACGGCACGUCACAUGAAUGACACGACCAAACACUGCUACGAUGCAUACUAACUACACAUAUGACAAGAAAAUGUCACACAUUGUGAACUUACGACGAAAUUUAUGGCGAAUUUUCGUUCUCGUCUCGUCAGACGAAAACUGGCAUCUGUCUUGUUAUGUUUUAGUCUCCUAAGACGUUUUUAGCAAGUCAUUGUCAAGAAAAAAUUGUUCGUUGACGAAAUGUUUUUGUUAUCGUCAUAGUUGACAAAAACAACACUAGUUGUAACGUGCUUACAUCAAUUUUCAAAAUGUUAUAAUGAAUGGAUUAGUCCUUAAAUUGUACUGCUAACAAUUAUAAAUACAUUGAGCAGAUUUUUUAAAAUGAAUUUUUCCGUCCUAUCUCCUCAAAAUAGAUGAAUAAAAUAUAUUUUUAUUGAUUAAUCUUAUUAAAUACCUAAUCUUUUCAUUGGUUGUAAAUAUUUAACAAAACUCAUUGACUAGGAAGCAAGUUUACACAUUUUUAAUCGUAUUAUUGAAAUGUGAUUUUAUAUACUUUUUAAACCUAAUUGACCAUCAGUCCAAUUUAAAACAAUUUUCAUGUGGCUUUGAGCAUAUAGGGUUGCCCACCCCUGGUUGAGCGGAUGAUUUUUUUUUUUUUUGUAAAUGCUCUUUUUUUAGAAGCGAACCCCAAAAAUUCGAUUUUCAACACAACGAGAAGGCCGCUCGUUUUUAAGAGCCGUCUCACGUUUGGCGCAAAUGACAACUCACUGUGUUUGUCCUCCAGAAGCUUGCUCGGCGGAACAUUGACGUCGUAGCGCUUCGUGACGUCCGCACGCGGACAUUAAAUGUCAAUCUUUUGCAAUCAUGGUUAUGGCUUGACAGAAAAUAUGCAACUGGACUUACACCAUAAGGUGAAAAAAGUUAUUAUGCCACUUAGAAUUACAAUGGGCUCAUUCCAUUUUUGUUGUUUUACAGUACAGUGUUGUUUUAUGGCAGCAGUAAAAAGGGGGGGUUAUAUUGACCUUAACAUGCAGUUGCACUAGCAUACAGGCUAAAGCACCAUAGCUACAUCCAUAAAAUUAACAUUUCUGUCAGAUUUUUGGUAUGCUAAGAGUGCAUUUAACCUGAUAAAAGGGUUGAGUCGACAUUCUUAAAUAUUAAAAUCAGAGGUGCAACAAUUAAUCAUCGACAACUAAUCGAUUAGCAAAUUAAUAUUCAACUAUUUUGAUAACCAAUUAAUCGUUUAGGACCUUCAAGUUAAACUUGUCUAAAUUCUUAAAAUGAUAACAUAUAUGUAACUUCUGUUGUAAACAUUAACACAUGUUUUAUUAUAUUUUUGUUAAGUCAAAGUGGCACAUGUAAAAAAAAUAUUUUGGAAAACAACAAUUCACAUUUUUGCCUAUUUUUAGACAUCUUACUAUCUAAACUAGCUUCUUAAUGAGGCUGCAACAACUAAUCGAUUAAACUGAUUAAAAUCGAUUGAUAAAUUAGUUGCCAACCAAUUUUAACAAUCGAUUUUUUCCAGCAGCUGUGAGAAAUCGCGUUUGGGUCCUUGUUUGUGUGCCAGUGAUUAGAGCAAGAGAGAGAGCCAGUUCACUGUUACACUCUGGUUGGGUUCGUGAAUCAUACGAAAUGUUGAGUUAGAUUGCUGAGUAAAUGAAACCAAUUGCAUUAUUUGUAUUCUUUGUUGAUGAGACGUUACUACUUAUCAAAGAGCACUAAGCUAGUUAGCCAUUAUGCUAAUCAGUGUCCUAAGUGUCCGUUUGUAUUGUGUUUUGGAGAAGCACAUUGGCACUUGAGUUAUUGUUAGAUAGUAAAGUUGAAAACACAUUUCUUUUUAUAAAGAAACCACACAGUCUCAACACAAACUUCCAUUCAAACUGUACAGGAGAGUGUGCUUUGAAAUUUUAUUUUGUCUUCAUUGUUACUUACAACAUGCCUCAAACAACUUCAAGUUAAACUGUGAAGAUAAUUGAAAAAAGUGACAUUCAUCCGAUUAAUCGAUUAUAAAAAAUAAUCGUUAGUUGGAGCCCUAAUUAAAAUGACGCACUCACUCUGCCCUGUCAUACCCUAGUCUUUCCUAGCCUCCCUUCUAGACGUCUGUAGCACUGUAGGAGUUAAAUGAGUUCAUUAUGUAAGACCAAAAAUUUUUGUUUGAUGAAAGUCGGCUACUCCCGAGUCAUGACUGUGAACUGUGAUAAAUUUUUGAUAAUCACUCUCCCCUGAUACAUCAGUUUGCUCUUAAUUUAAAAAUGACACAAGUGGAGUUAGCCCACUCUUGUUCUCAGUGGCUCAUAAAAUGUUAUCGGAGUGGGGUCUGUCGCAUGCAUCCCACCUGAAGGUUUGUCCUCUGCGCUGAGGUGUUUGCGUUCUUCCAGAUUGCUUUGAAGUUUUAACGCACAGUCGUCGAGACUGUGAUAAGAGGCCGAGUGAAACCGCGGGCAAAAAUGAAGGCAGGAUGGCGGUGCGAUUGAGCGUUUAUCAGAACACCCUCCGCCUUCAUCCCCUCGGCCUUUGCUGCUUUUCGACCCAUCGGUGAAUAAACCUUCCAAUUAAAUGCGAGCGGAAGAGGCCGUUCAUCGGCGCUCUUGUGUGAUAUUCUUGUCGGAAAAGGAUGUGAAGUUUUCCUGGCGUCCCCCGACUUCAUGCGCUUUCUUAACGUGACGGACGCAAAUGCAGGGGUUCUCAAACUAAUCCUUACAUGGUAGCAGCAGUAGUAAUAUAAGUGGUACCUUGGGAUGAGAGUUGAAAUCAUCCCAAGACCGUGCUUGUUUUUCAACACUUAUCCUGGAACAUCAGAAAAAAUUGUGAACACAAACCAUGUGUACUAAAUGUAUUUUUGGACUAUAAGUCGCAUUAGCCAAAUAGUGAACCACGAAGAGGAAAAACAACAUAUAUGAGUCGCAUUUUUGGGGGUGAAUUUUAUUUUAUCAGAGACCAAGAACAGAGAUUAAACAUGCACUAAAAUGGUUACAGGCUACAUGGGUGUCUGUUGACUUAUUGUUAUUUUUCAUUUAUAAAACCAAAUCCUAAAUCAGAAUCGGUUAAAUGUCGGAUGCGAUCCGCAAGUUGUUCUGCCUAUUAGGCACGAUGUAGCUCAUUCAUACUGUACAUACAGACCUCAUACAUAUUGUUGACAGUGGCGCCGUAAAACCCAGAUUUGUGAUUUCACCUGGCUCACAUUUGUGUCUGCAGUUACAUUCGUUCAUACGACCCCCUGUCCCAGUCAAAAUAGAUUGGACGUCUAGCGCCUGUCAAUGGCAGCCAAUGAAUUAUCAAGGGUGGGACCCCAAAAUGCCCCCCAAACAAGAGGAAGUAACCCAAAAUAAACAAGAACUUUAUAGAGAGUCUUAAAUCAGUGGUGGAACAAAUGUUAAUAGGUAAAGUCAAAAAGUAUUUGGUGAAAAGAAUACUGAUACAAUGUGAGUAACUGCUUAAGAUGCUUGAUUUUUUUUUAAAACAAUGGUUAGCUAUAUGAACUGUUAUUAUUAUUCUGUUCUAUAACAUAUUACAUAACCACAUUAAGCUAAAGAAAUACAAAAACGUUAAAUUCCGACAGAGAAAAAAACUACUGGAACUGAGCAUUAUUUGUCCAAAGAGCAUGAGUGCCCUCUAGUGGAUAAAACUAAAAGGUUCAUAUUUCCAGUUUUCCAUGGUCAACCGGUGCCAAAUAAAAACUGAGAAAUAUUAAAAUCUGCGCUUUCGAAUCAUAUUCAUGGCUAAGUCAAAUACUUAAUUUUUUAAAGGUGCUUUAAAGAUGCCACGUGAUUGAACUGACCGGCGUGACCAUAGAACGGCAACGGCAAGCCCCUAAGCUCCGCCCUUGCCUAAUAUUACAAGGAAGUGACCGAAAAUUAGCUCUUUGGCUUCCAUUGACAAUUAGAAACGUCCAAAACUGGCAGGACUGGCAGUGAAUGUUCAUAUCUCAGUGCCAUUAUCCAGGAAAAAUGGAACAAAUCUAAUUGCCAUGAAUUUGUCCCGUGAACCAAAAUAAGUUUGACACCCCUGAAUUAAAUACUGUAAAUAAAUGUGACUUGACAUUUAUUACAGUGGUAUGAAAAAGUAUCUGAACCUUUUGGAAUUUUUCACAUUUCUGCAUAAAAUCACCAUCAAAUGUGAUCUGAUCUUUGUCAAAAUCACAUAGAAGAAAAGACAGUGUCUGCUUUAACUAAAACCAUCCAAACAUGUAUAGGUUUUCAUAUUUUAAUGGGGAUAGUAGGCAAACAAUGACAGAAGAGGGAAAAAUAAGUAAAAAUAAGUAAGUGAACAAUCACAUUUAAUAUUUUUUUAUUUGGACUUUGACUUGGCCACUCCAGCACGUGUAAUUUGUUCUUCUGAAACCAUUCUGAAGUUGAUUUACUUCUGUGUUUUGGAUCAUUGUCUUGUUGCGGCAUCCAUCCUCUUUUUAGCUUCUACUGCCAGACAGACGCCCUCAGGUUUUCCUGCAAAACAUCCAGAUAAACUUUUUAAUUCAUUCUUCCAUUAAUGAUUGCACGUUGUCCAGGCCCUAAGGAAGCAAAACAGCCCCAAAUCAUGAUGCUCCCUCCACCAUGCUUCACGGUGGGGAUGAGGUGUUGAUGUCGGUGAGCUGUUCCAUUUUUCCCCCACACAUGACGUUGUGUGUUACUCCCAAACUUUGGUUUCAUCAGUCCGCAAAAUAUUUUGCCAAAACCUGUGGAGUGUCCAAGUGCCUUUUUGCGAACAUUAAUUGAGCAGCAAUGUUUAUUUUUUUUAGACAGCAGUAGCUUCCAUGUGUCUUUUUAUGGAAAUUAAAUGAGCAACAAUGUUCUUUUUAGACAGCAGUGGUGUCCUCCGUGGAGUCCUCUCGUGAACACCAUUCUUGGCCAUAGUUUUACAUGUAGUUGAUGUGUGCACAUAGAUUUAGCAGAGACUCUAGGGUUCUUUUUUACCUCUCAGAGUAUUCUGCGCUGAACUCUUGGCAUCAUCUUUGGUGGAUGGACACUCCUUGGGAGAGAAGCAACAGUGCCAAACUCUCUCCAUUUGUGGACAACUUCAAAUGAUGAACAUCCAGACUUAGAGAUGGUUUUGUAUCCUUUCCCAGCUUUAUACAAAUCAACAAUCCUUGAUCACAGGUCUUCAGAGAGCUCUUUUGACCGAGCCAUGAUGCACAUGAGACAAUGCUUCUCAUCAAGACAAUUCUUACCCGGUGUGUAUUUUAUAGUGGGCAGGUCAGCUUUAAACCACUCAUCAGUGAUUGGGCACACACCUGACUUAAAUUGUUUGGGAAAAAAUGGUUUCAAUUGCUGUGUAAGUCUCCUUAGGCAGAGAGUUCACUUAAUUAUUUUUCCCCCUUCUGUCAUUGUUUGCUUGCUAUCCUCAUUAAAUUAUGAAAACCUAUAAAUGUUUGGGUGGUUUUAGUUAAAGCAAACACUGUUUUUACAUCUGUGUGAUUUUGACAAAGAUCAGAUCACAUUUGAUGGUGAUUUUAUGCAGAAAUGGGAGAAAUUCCAAAAGGUUCAGAUACUUUUUCAUACCACUGUAUAUGGUGCCCACCUCCAAAACUGCGGCUCUUGGACCCCCGUUUGAGAACCCCUGCACUAUUGUUUUUCAUAGGCGAGCACAAAUAUUGUUACAUUUGGAGAUGCUGUUUAAGAGGACGUGUGCUUUUUUUAAAAUUUGUAAAAGAUUGAAGGCAGGCAUUGACUGACGUGUUUGUAAAGACAUUGGCAGAUGACGUAGCCACCACCCAAGUGGUGCGUUGGCUUGCUUGGUCUAUUUCUGACCGCCAUGCUGUGUUGACCUAAUGAAGGGUCUCUCAUAGGAAUAGAGUGGCAGCUGGUGUGUGAGGGUCCGCUUAGAAGACGGUGGAUAGAAAAAGUCUACACACCCUAGUAAAAAAUGUCACUUUUACGUGAUUUAUGACAAUAACGUUGCUGUGUAUCUGCCACCAUUUAAAGUGCCUCGGAUGAACCCCAAGUUUAGCUGUUCUAGUAGGCUUUUCUCACUUUUAUUUUGAUUUCGUGCCAUCCGAUUAGUCGUAAUUCACUGCCACGAAAAUACUGUACCGCACUGUUGUUGUGUUGUUUACAUGAACUUAUUGUCUGCCAUUGAGAAUAAUGGAUGUUGAAUUUAUUUAAACAGGGAGAACUGUUAUGAAUGCUUCAGUAAUAUUUACGGUGCUAGACGUCCAAUCCAUUUUCACUGGGAGGGGCGAAUGAACGUUCAUUCGCCCCUCCCAGUGAAAAUGGAUUGGACGUCUAGCGUCAAAUUCAGCCAAUUACUUAAUGUUGUAAUCCUUAUCCAAUCUCAAAAACCUGGCGUUUGAACAAGGGUGUGAAGACUUUCUAUCCACUCUGAUUAGCGUUUGGAGCCCAUCAUGGUGCUUAACCUGCAGUGUGUUGGUGCUUUUUUUCUUCUGUAUCUCCUCCACUGCACCUUUUCGUGUGUCGGGCUCGCGUCACGCGAAGGGAUCGGUCGGUUUUUAAGGUCAAUUAGAGGAGGGAACUGGAAAAAAAAAAUUAAUCUCCCCAUGUAGAGCUAGAAUGUUUCUUCUUAGCUUAAACAAAAUUCACUCUUGUUACUUUCCAUUUCCCCUCCCUGUGCUUCCAGCUUUUUUUGUUUAUUCCAAAGUAUUAAACAAAUGCAUCAAGUGUCCAAUCUGAAUGGAAGCUGCCCCAAGUCUGUUCUUCAACCUGUUUGUAUCUUACUCCAUCGUGCACGUGGAGCCCUGUGACUAUUGUGUGCUUUGGAGAUUUGGAAGAAUAUGAUGUUUUUUCCCUUCCCAGUCAUUAAUUCUGACUUGUUUCUGUUUGUUGUAUUAUGUCUGAGUAAAGCUUUUAAUACUGUAAA